Didymella exigua CBS 183.55 is the source of this 714-nucleotide messenger RNA. RefSeq names its product octanoyltransferase. Lineage: Eukaryota; Fungi; Ascomycota; Dothideomycetes; Pleosporales; Didymellaceae. Gene Ontology annotation, molecular function: lipoyl(octanoyl) transferase activity. The record is from RefSeq and is a predicted model, not a curated record. Gene Ontology annotation, cellular component: mitochondrion. The transcript has a single exon. Gene Ontology annotation, biological process: protein lipoylation. Bases 1 to 714 code for a protein of 237 amino acids.
AUGGCGCAAGUCCUCCGCCACAUGCACCUACCGGGCAUAGUCCCCUACUCGACAGCCGCGCGCCUGCAAGAAUCCCUCGUCGCGCGCUUCCUCGCCUCCAAGCCGCCCUCCAACGCGCCCGCGCCGUCGCCGCACAUCAUCACCGCCCAGUUCGCUCCCGUGUACACGUGCGGCCGCCGAGAAAUCGGCACCGUCUCGCCGGAGCAGCAGCAACACCUCCGCGCCAACGGGCGCGCCGCCUUCGUCGAGGCCAUGCGCGGCGGGCAGACCACCUUCCACGGGCCCGGCCAGCUCGUCGCGUACCCCAUCAUCGACUUGCGCGCCCACAAGCUCACGCCGCGCGACUACGUCUGUCUGCUGGAGAAGUCGCUGAUUGCGACGUGUGCGCGGUACGGUAUCGAAGCCAUGACGACGGAACACACGGGGGUGUGGACCAGCCCGGAUGACAAGAUUGCCGCGAUUGGAGUGCAUAUGCGGAGGAACGUCACGAGUCAUGGGGUUGGGCUGAAUGUGGGGACCGAUCUGUCGUGGUUUGAUCGGAUUGUUGCGUGUGGACUGGAGGGGAAGAGGACGACUAGCUUCGAGGCGCAGGGUGUGGUGGGGAAAAGUGUCGAAGAGGUUGCGAGAGAAUAUGUGAGAGAGAUUGCCGCUCGUCUGCGGGGGGUGGAGACGGUGGAGAUGGUGGGCGAAGAAGAGGUUGCUGGGUAUCUGUAG